This is a messenger RNA of Cherax quadricarinatus, 2510 nucleotides long. The record is from RefSeq and is a predicted model, not a curated record. Lineage: Eukaryota; Metazoa; Arthropoda; Malacostraca; Decapoda; Parastacidae.
ACAACUGAUAUUGCAGAAGUAUUUUGUGGAAGACUACCAGGUUGUGUCUUGCCAGACACUAUAUCUUCAGUACUUAAAGAAGCACCAGUGUAAGUGUCUUGAACAACAACUGAUAUUGCAGAAGUAUUUUGUGGAAGACUACCAGGUUGUAUCUUGCCAGACACUAUAUCUUCAGUACUUCAAGAAGCACCAGUGUAAGUGUCUUGAACAACAACUGAUAUUGCAGAAGUAUUUUGUGGAAGACUACCAGGUUGUAUCUUGCCAGACACUAUAUCUUCAGUACUUCAAGAAGCACCAGUGUAAGUGUCUUGAACAACAACUGAUAUUGCAGAAGUAUUUUGUGGAAGACUACCAGGUUGUAUCUUGCCAGACACUAUAUCUUCAGUACUUCAAGAAGCAUCAGUGUAAGUGUCUUGAACAACAACUGAUAUUGCAGAAGUAUUUUGUGGAAGACUACCAGGUUGUGAUCUUGCCAGACACUAUAUCUUCAGUUACUUCAAGAAGCACCAGUGUAAGUGUCUUGAACAACAACUGAUAUUGCAGAAGUAUUUUGUGGAAGACUACCAGGUUGUAUCUUGCCAGACACUAUAUCUUCAAUACUUCAAGAAGCACCAGUGUAAGUGUCUUGAACAACAACUGAUAUUGCAGAAGUAUUUUGUGGAAGACUACCAGGUUGUGUCUUGCCAGACACUAUAUCUUCAAUACUUCAGGAAAGGCAACAUCUGUUUUUCUUUCGAAAUUUUAACUAGCUAAGUAUUACUAAUUAUACAAUUUUAUUUUUGAUAUUGGGAAUUCUAUCUAAAUAUGCAUGGUAGUUAAUAAAAAUAAACACAAGCUAGUAAUACUGUAAUUAAUAAUAUUCAGAAAAAACCUCUUUAAAAACAAGAUAAAAUUAAAAUAAAAAUUAUGUUGAGUGUAUCUGCAUUGUACUAGUUCAUAUAUUACUCUUUUAACACACAAAAAAAAAUAUGAUAGUGUUUUAAUACACAAUAUAAACUUUAUUAGUGUUCUUAAGUAGGGAAAGUUUUGUUUAAAUAAAUCUUAUCAUGAGAAUAUGUUCAUAAGGAAAACUGUGUUCAGUGUCCAAAAUAGUUGAAAAAAAUAUCUUGUAAAAGACGUGAGUACAGUAGUAAGAUUAACUAUACCACUGUUGCAUGACUAAAAUAUUUGAAAUUAAAUACCAUUGUUUAAAAGAUAUGGAAAAACAAAAAGAACAUAAAACAUAUCAGUGUUCUGAGUGUCUAAAAUGUUUUAGUGAAAAAAACAGUCUUGCAAGACAUAUGAGAAUACAUACAGGAGAUAAACCUUAUCAAUGUUCAGAGUGUCUGAAAUGUUUUAUAGAAAAAGGCCAUCUUGUGAAACAUAUGAGAGUACAUACAGGAGAUAAACCAUAUCAAUGUUCUGAGUGUUUGAAAUGUUUUAGUCAAAAAGGCAGUCUUGUGAAACAUCUGAGAGUACAUACAGGAGAUAAACCAUAUCAAUGUUCAGAGUGUCUGAAAUGUUUUAGUGAAAAAAGCAGUCUUGUGAAACAUAUGAGAGUACAUACAGGAGAUAAACCGUAUCAAUGUUUAGAGUGUCUGAAAUGCUUUGGUGAAAGAGGCAGUCUUGUUACACAUGUGAGAGUACAUACAGGAGAUAAACCAUAUCAAUGUUCAGAGUGUCUGAAAUGUUUUAGUGCAAAAAGCAGUCUUGUGAAACAUAUGAGAGUACAUACAGGAGAUAAACCAUAUCAGUGUUCAGAGUGUCUGAAAUGUUUUAGUGCAAAAAGCAGUCUUGUGACACAUAAGAGAGUACAUACAGGAGAUAAGCCAUAUCAAUGUUCAGAGUGUCUGAAAUGCUUUAGUGAAAAAGGCAAUCUUGUUAAACAUGUGAGAGUACAUACAGGAGAUAAACCAUAUAAAUGUUCAGAGUGUAUAAAAUGUUUUAGUGAAAAAAAGAAUCUUGUGAGACAUGUUAGAGUACAUACAGAAGAUAAACCAUAUCAAUGUUCAGAGUGUCUGAAAUGUUUUAGUGUAAGUAACAGCCUUGUGAGACAUAUGAGAGUACAUACAGGAGAUAAGCAAUAUGAAUGUUCAGAGUGUUUGAAAUGUUUUCGUGUAAGUAGCAGCCUUGUGAGACAUAUGAGAGUACAUACAGGAGAUAAACCAUAUCAAUGUUCAGAGUGUCUGAAAUGUUUUAGUGAAAAACACCAUCUUCUGAGACAUAUGAGAGUACACACAGUAGAUAAGCCAUAUCAAUGUUCAGUGUCUGAAAUGUUUUAGUGAAAAAGGCAGUCUUGUGAGACAUACACAAAUACAUUCAGGAGAUAAAACAUGUUAGUGUUGAAUGUUUCAGGAAUGUUUUAGUUAUAAACUCAUCAGAAUGUAUAAAAUGAAUGUACCAUAACAGUCUUGAGUGUGAAAUAUGUUACUAAUAAUAAUGAUAGUAAUAAUAAUAAUGUCUUUACUACAAGUACAUGUACAAGGUAUACAGGCCUAACUAACAUCAAUGACAUACUGCUAUAUAUAAAG